Molecule: messenger RNA, 1426 nt
Organism: Sphaerodactylus townsendi
Lineage: Eukaryota; Metazoa; Chordata; Lepidosauria; Squamata; Sphaerodactylidae
Product: actin-like protein 7A
Exons: 1
Coding region: 105-1328 (407 amino acids)
Cellular component (GO): nucleus; cytoplasm
Source: RefSeq, a predicted model, not a curated record
UAAUACACAAGGCUUACAUCAUCCAGGUUUUAAAACUGUGUGUACCUUCUCUCCAUGUGACAUGGCAACCAGAGAAUGAGAACCAAUGAGAACUAUGAAAGACAAUGUCGAGCAGAAGCAACGCCAGUUCCAGUUCCGUGUCAGUACGGAAAGGGCCAAUAGGUAGGCCCAGCGCCAAGCCCCAAAGAGAGGCAGCGACACCGCGGAAAAUGAUAGUGAAAGAGACCAGAGCUGUUAUCAUAGAUAUCGGGACUGGGUCCUGCAAGUGUGGCUUUGCUGGAGAGCAGAAGCCAGCCCACGUGAUCUCAUCGACCGUGGGCAAGCAUUUCCAGGAGACUGCGAAAACAGGAGACAACAGGAAGGAAACUUUUGUCGGUAAAGAACUUCGGGAUGCCGGAAUACCCCUGAAGCUCAUCAACCCUUUGAGACAUGGCAUAAUAGUGGACUGGGAUACCGUUCAGGACAUAUGGGAGUACAUUUUCCACAAGGAGAUGAAGAUCCGACCAGAGGAGCAUGCUGUCCUGGUAUCCGACCCUCCCCUCAGCCCCACCACCAACAGAGAGAAAUAUGCGGAGAUGCUCUUUGAGACCUUCUGCACCCCUGCCAUGCACAUUGCCUAUCAGUCUCGCCUGUCCAUGUAUUCCUACGGGAAGACAUCCGGUCUCGUUGUGGAAAGCGGCCACGGGGUUUCUUAUGUCGUUCCGAUCUACGAAGGCUACACUUUGCCCAGCAUCACCGAGCGAGUAGAUUAUGCUGGGUCAGACGUCACUCAAUAUCUCAUGAAAUUAUUAAACGAGUCUGUGAAACUGUUCUCAGAGAAAGACUGGGAGACCCUGGAAGACAUCAAAGAGAACCACUGCUUCACCUCACUGGAUUUCCAGCAGGAUUCCACAGCACCUGUGGGGAAACAUGAGAUCGAGUACGGGCUUCCCGACGGGCAAGUGAUCCAUAUCGGUCGGGAGAGAUUCAUGUGUUCUGAAAUGCUCUUCAAGCCGUCCUUGAUCAACUCGCAGCAGUUGGGGCUUCCUCUCUUGACCAUGACGAGCCUCAACAAGUGUGAUGCCGCCCUCAAGAAGAACCUAAUGGGCAACAUCUUGCUGUGCGGGGGCUGCACCACAAUGAAAGGCUUUGCUGACCGCUUUCAGAAAGAGCUGACUAGGAUGUGUCCGAAUGAUAAACCCAUUCUGGUAGCCUCCCCUGAAAGAAAUACCUCCGUGUGGACGGGAGGCUCCAUCUUAGCGUCCCUCAAGGCCUUCCAGCAGCUCUGGGUUCAUCGCAAGGAAUAUGAGGAACGGGGUCCUUUUUACAUCUACAGGAAAUGUUUCUGAGCACACAACAAGCAGAUGACUCUCUCUCUCUCUCUCUCUUUCUUAAGCAGGUGCUUGUUGUUGAAGAAAUCAACCAGAAUAUUGAUUGCUGUGUAAGA